GCUUGCGUCGCUUGCUGUCUGUUACUGUAAUCUGUGCAUGUGUAUGUAGGUGUCUUACUGUAGCGUCUUCAUUUGUAUGUGGGUGUCUUACUGUAGCGUCUUCAUUUGCAUGUAGAUGUCUUACUGUAGCGUCUUCGUUUGUAUGUGGGUGUCUUACUGUAGCGUCUUCAUUUGUAUGUGGGUGUCUUACUGUAGCGUCUUCAUUUGCAUCGUCUUCAUUUGUAUGUGGGUGUCUUACUGUAGCGUCUUCAUUUGUAUGUGGGUGUCUUACUGUAGCGUCUUCAUUUGUAUGUAGGUGUCUUACUGUAGCGUCUUCAUUUGUAUGUAGAGAUAUAUGUUACUGUAGUCUCUGUAUGUGUAUGUAG
This is a messenger RNA of Candidula unifasciata, 365 nucleotides long. Lineage: Eukaryota; Metazoa; Mollusca; Gastropoda; Stylommatophora; Geomitridae. The record is from the annotation of a GenBank genome assembly.